AUGGCCACUCCUCUGACGGACCAGGAGAAGCGGCGGCAGAUCAGUUUGCGUGGGAUCCCGGAUUUGGAGAACGUGCAUGAGUUGAUAAAGGGGUUCAACAGACACCUGCACUUUACGCUGGUGAAGGACAGGAACAUCGCCACGCCCCGGGACUACUACUUCGCCCUGGCGCACACGGUCCGGGAUCACCUCGUGGGCCGAUGGAUCCGCACGCAGCAGUUCUACUACGAGGCAGACCCAAAGAGGGUGUACUACCUCUCUCUGGAGUUCUACAUGGGCCGCACUCUGCAGAACACGAUGGUGAACCUGGGCGUGCAGAACACCUGUGACGAGGCCAUGUACCAGCUGGGGUUGGACAUUGAGGAGCUGGAGGAGAUCGAAGAGGACGCUGGUUUGGGAAAUGGAGGCUUGGGACGUCUGGCAGCUUGUUUCCUGGACUCCAUGGCGACACUGGGUCUCGCUGCAUACGGUUACGGCAUCCGUUAUGAGUACGGCAUCUUCAACCAGAAGAUCAGAGACGGAUGGCAGGUGGAGGAGGCAGACGAUUGGCUGAGACAUGGAAACCCGUGGGAGAAGGCCCGCCCCGAGUACAUGCUGCCGGUGCACUUCUACGGCCGCGUGGAGGACACCAAAGAGGGCUCCAAAUGGGUCGACACGCAGGUGGUGCUGGCCAUGCCCUUUGACACGCCCAUCCCCGGGUACCAGAACAACACGGUGAACACCAUGAGGCUGUGGUCUGCGCGAGCUCCCAACGACUUCAACCUCAGAGACUUUAAUGUUGGAGAUUACAUCCAGGCUGUUUUGGACAGAAAUGUGGCAGAAAACAUCUCCCGAGUCCUCUACCCCAACGACAAUUUCUUCGAGGGAAAGGAGCUGCGUCUGAAGCAGGAGUACUUUGUGGUGGCGGCGACUCUCCAGGAUAUAAUCCGAAGAUUCAAAACCACCAAGAAAGGAGUUCCAGGUCGCUCCUCCUUCGAGAACUUCCCAGACAAGGUGGCGAUUCAGUUGAAUGACACCCACCCAGCCAUGGCCAUCCCAGAGCUCAUGAGGAUCUUUGUGGACAUUGAGAAACUGGACUGGGACGAGGCCUGGGACUUGACCCGAAGGACCUUCGCCUACACAAACCACACAGUCCUCCCCGAGGCCCUGGAGCGGUGGCCCGUCCGCCUCAUGGAGACACUUCUGCCCCGGCACCUGCAGAUCAUCUACCAGAUCAACCAGAAGCACCUGGACAACAUUGCGGCUCUGUUCCCGGAUGACAUGGAUCGGCUGCGGGCCAUGUCUCUGAUCGAGGAGGACGGGGAGAAGAGGGUGAACAUGGCUCAUCUCUGCAUCGUUGGCUCUCACGCUGUGAACGGCGUGGCUCAGAUCCACUCCAACAUCGUCAAGACCCAAGUGUUCCGGAACUUCAGUGAAUUGGAGCCGGAGAAGUUUCAGAACAAGACGAACGGGAUCACGCCUCGUCGCUGGCUGCUGGUCUGCAACACGGGGCUGGUGGACAUCAUCGCCGAGAUGAUCGGUGAGGACUUUGUGACAAACUUGAGUGAACUGAAGAAACUCAACGACUUUGUGGACGAUAAACAUUUUCUCCAGAACAUCAUGAAAGUCAAACAGGAAAACAAGCUAAAGUUUGGCCAGUAUUUGGAAGCAGAGUACAGGGUGAAGAUAAACCAGGCGUCCAUCUUUGACGUUCACGUGAAGAGGAUCCACGAGUACAAGAGACAAGUGCUCAACUGUCUGCACAUCAUUUACCUCUACAACAAGAUCCGCAUGAACCCUGCUGCUCCUUUCACUCCACGGACUGUGAUCAUUGGGGGGAAGGCUGCCCCUGGGUACCACAUGGCCAAGAUGAUCAUCAAACUCAUCACAUCUGUAGCAAAUGUGGUGAACAAUGAUCCAAUUGUGGGAGACCGACUCAAGGUUAUCUUCCUGGAGAACUACAGAGUGUCCCUGGCUGAGAAAGUGAUCCCGGCCACAGACCUGUCUGAGCAGAUCUCCACGGCGGGGACAGAGGCCUCAGGCACCGGGAACAUGAAGUUUAUGCUGAACGGAGCUCUGACCAUCGGCACCAUGGACGGCGCCAACGUGGAGAUGGCCGAGGAGGCGGGCGAGGAAAACCUCUUUAUAUUUGGGAUGAGGGUGGAGGACGUGCAGGCGCUCGACGAGGAAGGAUACGACGCCAUGUUGUACUACAAAAAGCUCCCAGCGCUCAAACAAGUGAUGGACCAGAUCACCAGUGGAUACUUCUGCCCCAAAAACCCACAUCAGUUCAAAGACCUCACAGACAUGCUCUUCAACCACGACAGGUUCAAAGUUUUCGCAGACUUUGAGGACUAUGUAAAAUGCCAAGAGCGAGUCAGCAAACUUUUCCAGAACCCAAUGGAAUGGACCAAGAUGGUGGUCAGAAACAUCGCCGCAACCGGGAAGUUUUCGAGCGACCGCACAAUCACAGAAUAUGCACGAGAAAUCUGGAACGUGGAGCCGAGUAACCUCAAGAUCCCUCCUCCCAGCGAGCCUCUGCACGUGGACCACCUCACCAGCUAG
Knipowitschia caucasica is the source of this 2544-nucleotide messenger RNA. Lineage: Eukaryota; Metazoa; Chordata; Actinopteri; Gobiiformes; Gobiidae. The record is from the annotation of a GenBank genome assembly.